AUGGAUUUACAUCUCGUUUGGACGAACGAUGGAAUAAUCUUCGUAAAGCCCUUGCCUCGUUUCCUACUUAGUCUCGAGGUUUGGAAUGAAUACCUCAAUUGCGAAGUUGAUUGCAAGUGUCGACGGGGUUCUGCGGUACUCAACACUGGCGAUGCUCGACAGACACCACAUCGUUAUAGGUCCGACAAUUCGGGAGGCGUAAAUAUCAACCGACCCGGCGUUAGUUGGCCUUCGAGGACUCAGCGGGAUGUCUGUGCGCUACGGAGAUGCGCCUUAGGUUUUCUCUACUCGUAUGCUUGCCUUAUUACUUACGAAAGCGACUUUGCAUACUCGAAAGAACACCAUCUUCUUCCUAGUUUAGCCAGGGGCUCAGAGAUUCAAUGGGACGAUUGGAAGAAGUUUUCCAAGGAAAUUCUCGCCAAAUAUAAGGAAGCUGAUGUACAUCCGCGUUUCCACCGGGGAGAACUUCGUCUUUCCCGAUUGAAUUUCUUCAGUCGCUUUACCCAGUGGCCAUUAUUUACUUCGUAUAUUCGCGGUUGGCGAAACUACGGUAGUUUGGUCCGAGACAAUAUCACCUCACUAGCUACGGCUACUAUUUUCAUUGCCUUGAUUCUGACGGCGAUGCAAGUUGCGCUUGCCACGGACCAAAUCAAAGCACACCCUCAGUUCAUGGACGUUUCGUACGGCUUUUCCAUUUUCGCUAUUUUGGCUCCGCUGUUCGUGCUUUUCUUGGUUAUUGUGGAAGUUCUUUAUAACCUUCUUAAAGAUAACCUAUUGACCCCAAACCUUGCGAAAAAGCUGGCUAGAAAGAAGAGACCUGCAGCAGAUGCGUCGGUAUAA
Messenger RNA from Daldinia vernicosa, 840 nucleotides. RefSeq lists its product as uncharacterized. The transcript has a single exon. The coding region runs from base 1 to 840 and encodes 279 amino acids. NCBI's taxonomy places the organism in Eukaryota, Fungi, Ascomycota, Sordariomycetes, Xylariales, Hypoxylaceae. The record is from RefSeq and is a predicted model, not a curated record.